AAGCGGCGCGGUCAGGGGCGCGCUCAGUCCGCCGCGGCCGCGCUAUAGUUCAGUGCCUCUCGCUCCGCCCGCGCUCCUUUCGCCGCGCCACCGCCGCCAUGAACGGGCAGCUCAACGGUUUCCACGACGUCUUCAUCGAUGAGGGCACUUUCCUCUUCACCUCCGAGUCUGUGGGCGAGGGGCACCCAGAUAAAAUCUGUGACCAGAUCAGCGACGCCGUCCUGGACGCCCACCUCAAACAGGACCCCGACGCCAAAGUAGCGUGCGAAACGGUGGCAAAGACGGGGAUGAUCCUCUUGGCGGGAGAGAUCACCUCCCGCGCCAGCGUGGACUACCAGAAGGUGGUCCGGGACACCAUUAAGCACAUCGGAUACGAUGACUCUUCCAAAGGCUUCGACUACAAGACCUGCAACGUGCUGGUGGCCCUGGAGCAGCAGUCGCCCGACAUCGCGCAGAGCGUUCACCUGGACCGCAGCGAGGAGGAUAUCGGCGCUGGCGACCAGGGCCUGAUGUUCGGCUACGCCACGGAUGAGACGGAGGAGUGCAUGCCCCUCACCAUCGUCCUGGCCCACAAGCUGAACGCCAAACUGGCCGAGCUGCGGCGCAACGGCACUCUGCCCUGGCUACGCCCCGACUCCAAGACGCAGGUGACGGUGCAGUACAUGCAGGACCGCGGCGCCGUCAUCCCCAUCCGCGUGCACACCAUCGUCAUCUCGGUGCAGCACGACGAGGAGGUGUGCCUGGAUGAAAUGCGGGAUGCGCUGAAGGAAAAGGUGAUCAAAGCGGUGGUGCCGGCAAAAUACCUGGAUGACGACACCAUCUAUCACCUCCAGCCCAGCGGCCGCUUCGUUAUCGGUGGCCCACAGGGUGAUGCGGGGCUGACGGGCCGGAAGAUCAUCGUGGAUACCUACGGAGGUUGGGGGGCACACGGUGGCGGUGCCUUUUCCGGGAAGGAUUACACCAAGGUGGAUCGCUCGGCUGCCUACGCCGCGCGCUGGGUGGCCAAGUCGCUUAUCAAGGCCGGGCUGUGCCGCAGAGUGCUGGUCCAGGUCUCUUACGCCAUCGGGGUGUCCCACCCGUUGUCCAUCUCCAUCUUCCACUACGGCACUUCCCCGAAGAGCGAGCGGGAGCUGUUGGAGAUCGUCAAGAAGAACUUUGACCUCCGCCCUGGGGUGAUCGUCAGGGAUCUGGAUCUGAAGAAGCCCCUCUAUCAGAGGACCGCAGCCUAUGGCCACUUUGGUAGGGACAGUUUCCCUUGGGAAGUGCCCAAAAAGCUCAAAUACUGAGCCCGGGGGUGGUCUUUGUCGCGGCUUUUCUCUCCCCCCCUUUCCCGCGAGCGUAGACUACAGAGAAGCUCACGGGAGGGGAGCGAAGAGCCCCUCACCCCGGCUCCGGGCCUCGCCUUCCCAUCUUUCCCUCUCUUUCCCUCUUUUCCGCCGUCGUUUUGGUUGCGUGGGGACCACGCGCGGCUUCGUGCCUCUCUCCCGGCUCUGAUCCCCAUAUUCCCAAUCCCUUUCCGGCUGCUUUCGGAACAACUCUCGCGACGUCUGAACUCUCUAUUGGAGACAAAAGCCCUGAGCGCUUCCCUUCCUUUUAUCCGGCUGGAAAAGAGGGAUCAAUUCCAUCCUCUUUAUCCCACCCGGACCUCGCCUGGUGCUGAUUUUUUCCUCUUUUUAACCCUCAUUUUAAACCUCUCCGACGAUGCACAUUUUUUUUUUAAGAGGAGGGAGAAUUUGGCGUUUUAUCCCAAUUUUUUUAACCCCUCCUCGCGUGGAAAAAAAAUCAUUUCAAAUCCAUAUUUGUUUUUUCUUUAUAAGAAAGCGGAGGUGACCCCAAAACUGCACAACACCCCCAUAUUUUUACUCCUUUUUUUUUCCCCCCCCCCCCGGGGCUGAGCUUUAUCUCUUUUAUUUUUUUUUGGGGGGG
Cuculus canorus (common cuckoo) is the source of this 1926-nucleotide messenger RNA. RefSeq names its product methionine adenosyltransferase 2A (gene MAT2A). The transcript has 9 exons. NCBI's taxonomy places the organism in Eukaryota, Metazoa, Chordata, Aves, Cuculiformes, Cuculidae. The coding region runs from base 99 to 1286 and encodes 395 amino acids. Gene Ontology annotation, cellular component: cytosol; methionine adenosyltransferase complex. Gene Ontology annotation, molecular function: ATP binding; methionine adenosyltransferase activity. Gene Ontology annotation, biological process: S-adenosylmethionine biosynthetic process. The record is from RefSeq and is a predicted model, not a curated record.